Argentina anserina (silverweed cinquefoil) is the source of this 899-nucleotide messenger RNA. RefSeq lists its product as uncharacterized. The coding region runs from base 73 to 642 and encodes 189 amino acids. NCBI's taxonomy places the organism in Eukaryota, Viridiplantae, Streptophyta, Magnoliopsida, Rosales, Rosaceae. The transcript has 7 exons. The record is from RefSeq and is a predicted model, not a curated record.
UCGAGAGGUAUAUAAGGCGCUGUUGUGGAGUCCGUCGGCCAGAGAAAAGAAAAAGAAAAUUCGACAGAGACCAUGGCUUCCACAACCAGGGAACGAAGGAACAAGGCCACUGGGCCAAAGUCGGUCCAAGGAAAAGACAAGUUUCGAGGACAUACAGGUAGCAAGCGAGGGGGAGCGAAGGAAUUAUCUGUACCUGUGGCUCUACCAGGAAGUGCGACUUCGGCCAAAACCCAAAUAGACCCAUCAACUGAUCACGUGGUCCAAUCACAAAGAAUUCAGGAGCUUAUAAUCACAAUUCAACUAUUACGCAAGGAAAAAGUAAAAAGAAGAAUCUCGCGACAAAAGGGAAGCACUGGAGAAGAAAAAUCUCCAGCCAUUGAUCAAUCAACAUGGGGACAAGCAGCAGUUUCUCUGCCUUCUUUGGAUGGGAACUCCAAAAGUGCCUUUGAGGACAAGCCUGAUUCAGUUGAUGAGCUUUCUUUAGCUGGCCUUGAUCUGAGCAAGGACUCCAUUGACAAUGACGCUGAGUGUAAGCCUACCUCAUUAGUCCGCGAUGGUCCAUAUACAAAAGUAGGAUUCCCAAUUACAGAUGCUGAAAAACUCAGAUCUUAUCUUAAGGCAUUGCCAAAAGUAAAAAUAUGAUCUGAUCUUGAGGAGAUCUCUCGCGGCCAUCGUGUUUAUAUUUGCUAGUGAUGCUUUUGGAUGUUGCCCGUCCUUAUCUUGUCUUGUCUUGUUUGAGUGCUACAUUCUGAGAAUUUCAAGUGCUACAUUCUGGUGUUUUAUCUAAUUAUUGAAACAAAUGCUUAUCCAUCAAACUCUUUUAUUUUCCUAUAUACUAUUAUGGUGUUGUGUAUUCAGGUAUAAGAUAAAGUGAAGUGCUUACAUGUGUUGUGUUUUUA